Hevea brasiliensis (rubber tree) is the source of this 2042-nucleotide messenger RNA. RefSeq lists its product as uncharacterized. NCBI's taxonomy places the organism in Eukaryota, Viridiplantae, Streptophyta, Magnoliopsida, Malpighiales, Euphorbiaceae. The transcript has a single exon. Gene Ontology annotation, molecular function: heme binding; catalase activity. The record is from RefSeq and is a predicted model, not a curated record. Gene Ontology annotation, biological process: response to oxidative stress. The coding region runs from base 127 to 1944 and encodes 605 amino acids.
AGUCAAAGUCUUGUGCUACCUGGUUCUGUUGUUCAGAAAGAUGUAAUUCUUGGUGCUCUUUCAGUUGCUCCAGUGAAUUCAGUUCUUCAAAGGGGCGGUGUUUAUAUUGGGUCUCAAACUCCAGUUAUGAUCAAGAACACUAUGCAUUCUUUGGAUGACAGGAUAGAAGAGAUGGACAUUAAAUAUAAGAAGAUAGUUGGUAAUUUGGCUGCAAAUUUGGCUGCUACAACUUUGAAGGUGAAAUCAAGGUACUUCCAUCGCAUUGGUGUUAGUGGAAAGGGAUACUUGCAGAUUUAUGACAGCAUCAAAGGAUUGCCUGAACACAAAAUUUUCUGCCCUGGUAAGAGGUACCCUAUUGUAAUCCGCCACAGCAAUAGCUUAAGUGCUGAUGAUGAUGCAAGGAUAGAUGCACGUGGUGCAGCAAUAAGAAUACUCUCAGAUGAAAAUGAACUUGGUAGUAACUCUUCCCUUCUUGACCUGACACUAAAAACAGGCAAGGCAUUUUAUGCCCGGACAAUUGCUGAUUUUGCAACAUGGCUAGUGUGUGGGCUUCCAGCCAGGGAGGAGUUUGUGAGGCGAGUUCCUCACGUCCGUGAUGCAGUGUGGAUGUCUCUUCGCAAUGCUAAUUCGUAUGCUGAGCUACAUUACUAUUCCAAUAUUUGCAGGCUAUUCAGGUUCACAGAUGGACAGGAGAUGUAUGUGAAAUUCAAACUGCGGCCUUUUGAUGAAGGCAUCAAUGAGGAUUCAGGUAAAGUGGAGCCUAUUGGAAUUCUUCCCCCAGAAACAGGCGCAAUUCCAAGGGAUGAUAAAGAUACCCGCCCCUUGCUUUUCCUUGCUGAAGAUUUCCAGCGCCGUGUAGGUUCAGCAGGUGGGGUUCGCUACAUUUUCCAGCUGCAAGUCCGGGCAGUUUCAAAUGAUGAAGCCAGCCGUGAUAUUGCACUUGAUUGCACCAAACCAUGGGAUGAGACUGAAUUCCCAUAUAUUGAUGUUGGAGAAAUUAUUAUAGAUCAAAAUCUCACCAGUGAAGAGUCAGAAAGGCUGGAGUUUAAUCCUUAUCUUCGAUGCCAUGAGCUGGAUGUUAUUGGUGCUACAUCAUGCUCCCAGAGUGCUUCAAUUGAUCAUGGUCGUUCAUUGAUCUAUGAAAUUUGUCAACAUUUGCGAAACGGGGAACCACUUCCAGAAGCCUGGAGAAUCUUUAUAGAACAAUCUGAUGUUAAAGUAGACCUCUCAGGCUGUCCAAUGGCUGCAAUGUUGGAGAAAAAAGACUUGGGAAAAGUGACUCUAGCAAGGACUUGGUAUCAGACCUCAUGGGCCACUUUUGGUCAACCAUUGCUACAAACAGUAUUUCCAUACUUCGUAAUGGGGUUGGUAAUCUUUGCUCCUCUGAAUUGGGUCCUUUGCUUGAAGGAAAGCAAGAAGCUAUCACUGCAUUGGCUGCUUCCAUUGGUUUGGGUUUCUUCAGGGAUUGUAGCAGCAUUAGCUUGUGUUGUGGGCAAAUGGAUUCUUGUGGGAAAGAAGAGAGAAGGUGAAACAGUGAUGAUUUGGAGUAAAGGAGUCUUCAUGGACACUGUAUGGCAGGCUAUUAGAACAAUAGUUGGGGACUAUUUCAUGGAAAUGACAAGUGGAUCUAUCUUUUUUAAUCUGUGGUUAAAGCUGAUGGGUUCAAAUAUUGAAUUGGAGCAGGGGGCAUAUGUAGAUAGCAUGGGAGCUGCAUUGAAUCCAGAAAUGGUGGAGAUAGAAAGAGGUGGAUGUGUAGGAAAAGAAGCACUUUUGUUUGGACACGUAUAUGAAGGUGAAGGAGGGAAGGUUAAAUUUGGUAAGAUAAGAAUUGGAGAAGGUGGGAUUAUUGGGAGCAGAGCUAUUGCAAUGCCUGGAGUAACAGUGGAAAGUGGAGGCAAUCUUAGUGCUCUGUCCCUUGCCAUGAAAGAAGAAAUAGUUAGGUGAAUUACUUUUUUGUAUCCAUCUGGCUGGUCUUCCCUGUAAAUUACCAUUAUGUGCCCAUCUCAGCGUUUUAAAAAACAAAAAGAAAUUUUUUAUUGAAA